AUGGAGUCUCUUCUUCAUUCUGCCGCUGGAGCAUUAGGUCGAUGGGUUCAAUCCUUGAACCCAUCGCUUUUGAAACACAACCCGCCAUUUGAAGAGGUUACUGGCAGCGACAUAUGCUUCUUGGGACCAAAUGGAGAAACCGACGAAAGCCUUGUUAUUUUCUGCAGAGACUUUACGAUGCGGUCGCUUGUCGGAAGUUGGUAUCUCUCUCCAACUAGACACGCGUUGGAAAUGCUCAUACUAUCACCAAUUUUUUUAAUGGUAAUUUGGAAAAUUCUUCCAUCGCUCUUGCAGUUGGAAGGCAAAAGAUCAGGAACCAAAGCUGGUCACCCGCUUGGGAUUCCAACGCUGGCAGCUUCAUGUAUGGCUGCGCACCUCUUCUACAAGACUCUGGGCAAGAAAAUUCUUUUUCUUUGUGUGCCAUGUAAUGUGCAAUGGCAACUGACUGUAUUGAUUUGUUUUGGAAGUUGGUCUGGCCCUGUUCAAGGGGUUCUUUACCAGCUCUUGCUAUCCUAUUGUGGAUAUACCCUGCCAGCAUUGGCUACUCCAGAUGUUUCCGACUGUCUUUUUCCGUUUGAACCGUUCUUUUUUUGGUUCAAUCAUAUCGCUCUAUUGGUAAUUCCAAUUGCAUAUCUUGCCACUGGAAGAGUCUCGCUACUUUCGCCUUCCCGAACUUGUUCUACCCUUUGGUUUAACGUCCAGUGGUGGUUGGUCACCUGUGCUGGAUUCGGGUUGUUCUACUUUCUUCCAGUCUCUCUGGUUUCAAUCGCUUCAGGAUACAACUUGAACUACAUGCUGAGCCCUCCUCCAGGCCAGGAUUUGAUUGUCGGCGACUCGUAUCGCUUGAUGUCGAUCGGCUGUUGUGCAUUGCUCAUCUUUCUGACCAGGGGGUCAAUCGUCAUGGUCGAAUCACUCACGAAAGCUGCCAAAAAGCAAGCCGAAAAGAAGGCUGAGUAA
Messenger RNA from Cylindrotheca closterium, 957 nucleotides. The record is from the annotation of a GenBank genome assembly. NCBI's taxonomy places the organism in Eukaryota, Bacillariophyta, Bacillariophyceae, Bacillariales, Bacillariaceae.